CAAGAUUCAGCCAGUUUGUGAACUCAAUUGAGCUGGUGUAUAUAGUCCUCGAAAAAUUAGUGCUUCUCUAACGAGAUUCGAUUCAUUCAAUGGGCCUCCCGUUCUCGUAAUUAAUAUCAUCCUACCUCAACCCGAAGCGCGUCGUUUACCACGUGGCUACCUGCCAAAAUAUUACUUGAAUGAUACGGCGAUGUAGUCUUCCGAUACACAAAUACUAUAGAUGAAUGGAUAUUGGGUGUAUUUAAGGAUAAAUCGUUUAUUCAAAUGAUUCCAAGCUCUUUAGAUACCAAAAAACCCGUCAUGAAUUAUUUGCUAUACACAUCUGUGUUGAUGUUCGGCGUACGAGCGUCUGCAGUGGGGUCGAACAAUAAUUAUACUCUCAGGCGACACAAGGUCCACAAUAUAGUUUUGUACCCGGACAAGCAUUCGUGGUGCACGAGCACGCCCAUUAAACAAGUCAUAUCCGACGUCGAUUGCGAUCCCGUGGAGAUUGACAACCUCGUUUGCCUGGGCGCGUGUUUCAGUUAUUCCAUACCGAGGACGGUUCCCGCCAACAACGGCGAUGAAGUCAACUCGUAUUGCGACUCGUGCCAACCCGUAAACACGCUAUGGAUUCCUGUAAAACUGAAGUGCAGCGAUGGGUCGAAUCAUACGAAACGUGUACAGCUGAUCAAAGAGUGCCGGUGCUCGUCCUGUAGCCGACACUGGGAAUUGGAAAAUCCUCCGGCGGACGUCACGGACGAGGGAACCUCCAUACAGACAUCGAGAUUUAUGCAACUAAUGAAACUUGAACAAAAUGAUAACGCCGAAAACGAAGAGUCUUCUACGGACGCGGUCUCGAGGUCGGCGGAAGACAUACUGGACGCUGUCAACUUGACUAGGCUAGCUUACGAGAAAAACAUUUGGAUCCGAGGUCCGCAUCAUUCGAAGGUGCUAUUAAGAAAAGAAAAUAUGGUAAGCGCGUCAAACGUCGCGGCAAAUGACGAUAUCGCAGCCAACGACGAUAUUGCCCAACAAUAUUUGGGAGAAGACGUGGCCGAUAAGAAUAAUAAACUUUAACACGGAUUCUUAACUAUUUUAUAAUAUUAUAUAAUUAUAUAAUUUUUUUUUCACUAUUUGCAUCAGUUAUAAAUAUAAUAAUAUAAAAUCACAA
Metopolophium dirhodum (rose-grain aphid) is the source of this 1153-nucleotide messenger RNA. RefSeq lists its product as uncharacterized. Bases 265 to 1059 code for a protein of 264 amino acids. The record is from RefSeq and is a predicted model, not a curated record. Gene Ontology annotation, molecular function: BMP binding; receptor ligand activity. NCBI's taxonomy places the organism in Eukaryota, Metazoa, Arthropoda, Insecta, Hemiptera, Aphididae. Gene Ontology annotation, biological process: animal organ morphogenesis. The transcript has 8 exons.